GUAUACCGGCACCUCAGAAAUCAUCCAGUUCAAUGGCGACAAGUUUGCCGUUAUCGACUUCUCCAAGCUGGAAUCCUAUUUCUUCCAGCUGCCAGUCCAGAGGGAAGAGGUCAACUUCCAGUUCUUGUCCAGGAAUCCUAACGGACUUAUCUGGUUCCAAGAGAACGGGCCUGACAAGCAUUAUUUGUACUUACGGAAUAGUCAGUUGGUAUUUGUCACUGAAGAUAGAUAUGGACAGCCAUUAGAGUUCCCUCUUGGUCCACAAAAAGAAUACAGUAGCUGGACUAGGUUCCAGGCUGUUGUAGAAAAGGGCAGAAAAUUGACCCUGAUAGCCUCAAAAGGUAGCAAAGAUGAAUUCAGACAAGAUUUCACUCUCCCAAGGGACAUUCGCUUUUUGGUUCCAGGCUUGGUUUAUUUGGGCGGCACCCGCGACAACUUGAGGUCUACAGGCAAUCGGGUGGAGCAGUAUCUGACGGGAGGCUUAGCCAAAGUGAUGUACAAUGCUAACCUAAUCAAUGGAACUAUCUCCUACAACGUUGGUGUUGACGUCAUAUCAAGAAUUAACGACCGUAUACCCACUCAGAGGCCACCAAUCACUUGGAGACCACCAACGUAUACACCAAGACCUCCAACACCUGCACCCACCCUCCCACCACCCUUGACCUCACUCACCUUGGUGGAUGAAAGAUUUUACAUGGAAUACCCAGAAAUUUUCCAAAUUAAAAAUGGCGCCGCCCUGUCCCUGAAAUUCCAGACCAUCAAAGACAAGGCUCUGCUCCUGUAUGUCACAGGUAACCUUCUAGGCAAGGACUACAUCCUGUUAGAGAUCUACGACAAGAAGCUUUACCUGGUACAUCACCUGGGGGGCAAGGCAAAGAGAACUCUAGUGCGUGAAGCCGAAGUCUCAGAUGGUCAGCAGCACGAGUUGGAACUCCGCUUCACUGACUCCAUGAUCAACAUGAUGCUUGAUGGGGAAAUGACAAGAGUUAAGCUAGACCCUGAUGAGCGGUUACCGAAAACACCAGCUACUGUCUAUUAUGGUGGAUAUAAAAGCUACAGCAACCUGCCCUGGGCCAGUUGGGCAAGAGAAGGAUAUCUUGGUUGUCUUUCUAAUGCCAAGAUUAAUAAUGUUGAAGUUGAUUUCCGACAAUAUCUCCACACCAUGCAACUCCUGGGGUAUGUAAACCCAGGCUGUUCCGCCAUGCCCCAGGCCUGUUCCCAGCUCAACCCCUGCGCCCACGGCUACUGCUCCAACACCUGGCAGAGCUUCCAGUGUGACUGCCGUGCCACAGAAUAUUCAGGAAAGCAAUGUCAAAAUUUGGCCUUGGUUGGUGUGAUGAACGGUAGCAGACAUUUCAUCCUGAGCUACACGCCCACCCUCACUAACCAUGUGGAUAACAUGUCAUUCCGUUUUAAAACUAUGGUCAGCAAUGGUUUUAUAUUCCAAACCAAGUCCAAUAUAAAUAACCAGUUUAUCCGUGGUGACCUUGAAAACGGACGUAUCAAGAUAUCAACCAAUCUAGGAGGCACUAAUCAGGUUUUCUAUGUUGGAGAUAACUUGAAUGACUUGCGGUGGCACACAGUUUACAUACAGCGGCGUGGUAACGAGAUGGAAGUUUGGAUUGAUGAUGAGCCACAUCAGAAACGAAUUCUACCAGGCGAUGGCUACUUUUCAUACAUAGACAAUGUUUUUAUCGGCGGUUUCAACAAAGGUGAAUUGCCCAACUUUGACAGCACCAAAAGGUUUAUAGGAUACCUGCAGAACUUUCACAUCGGUGAGGUAGAUGUCUUCAACAAACUCAGCGCAGCCGGCUUUGAUUUCUCUGUUGGCGGAGAGCUUCCGUCUCUGAUCUUCAAUGACGUCACAUUCCCCACGUACAACUCGUACGUACAGCUGCCACCCCUGAACCAGGCCUCUGGGUUAAAUGUUCACUUCCUGUUUAAAACACAUAACCCCAAUGGUGUGAUUCUGCUGAACGAGGGACUCAAUGGGGAACUCUUUGCUGUGGAGCUCUUCCAAGGGAAACUGCAUGUUAAAAUGAUGCCAGGAAAAGAUAAGCCACCAAUUCACGUUCCCACACCCGAGUCACAAGUGUACAGUGAUGGCAAGUGGCAUUCCGUUUCCUUGGUAACCAUCACAUCCAACAACCAGAAGCAGAUGAAUGUGGAGGUGGACAGCCUUAAGUCCUCCAUCUCUCACAGUAUGUUGAACCAGGUCAACCUGAAUGGACCUCUUUAUAUAGGUGGUGCCCCUGAGAGUGUGCUGCAGAAGCCAUACAUCAAAGAGUUCAUUGCAUCCAAGGCUGGAUACAGCGGAUGUUUAGCAUCUGUGGAUGUGGGUCUGCAAAUGCCGGACCUUUACCAACUGGGAACAGCACAGAAUGUCAACAUCCUUAACACAUGUCAAGAUGUGAGGACUAAGUGUACUCCCACGACCUGCAUGCAUGGAGGCUUGUGUCAAGACCAUCUGAACAAUGGCACCACAUCAUGUGAUUGUUCUAGAACUGCCUAUUCUGGGCCAGUCUGCGGAGAUGAGCCACUUGGCUACUACUUCAGAGGUGAGAGUAAUGCAGAUAAAUACGGCAUGAUGAUCUACCGCUACCCAUUUGCAGAACAGCUAAACAGCGAGCAGGAUGAGAUUGUCCUUGGGGUGAUGACAAAAGAGAAGGAUGCCAUUCUUGUGAAGCUAAUUUCUGAUCACUUUCAGGAUAUGGUUGAGAUUGGGCUGGUCAAUGGAUAUGUGGUAGUGAAAUACGAUACAGACGGAACAGGGGCAGCAACUACAAUAACCAAUAGUGACAUACUAGUCAGUGAUGGCAACUACCAUAUUAUCAAGCUUCUGAGAACUAAAGAUAAAGGAACUCUUACUGUUGAUAAGAUGGAAUCCUUUAACAACCAUGCAGUUUCCCAUGGCAGCUUUGACAGACUGACUAAAAUCUAUGUUGGAGGGGUCUAUCAAGGUAGAAAGAUACUGAAUGGCUAUCAAGGCAUCAUUGGAGGUCUUUACGUCAAUGGAAAACUGAUAUUCCCAUACGCUACAAGCAGGCCUGAUUACGUAGAUCUUUAUGAUGACAUAAAGGUGGCACCGCAUCCAUUUAAACUUGGACCAGUUGUAACACCUUCUGAACCUAACGGAGGAUGGGAAACAAUACCCACUAAACCACCACCUCUAGUUAUAACUACUAUUAAUAUAGUAGAGGAACCAGACAUUCCAGUGAUUCCAGGCGAUAUUGGAGGUGCUGGCGUUAUCUGGGAUCCUGUAGGGGGUGCUGGAGGAGCAGGGGGUGCCGGAGGAGCAGGGGGUGCUUCUGGAAGUGGCACCAAUGUUGUGGUUUACCCUGCUGGGAGCGGAGGGACUGGAUCGGAUAUAACAAACAUUGGGCCUCCAGUGUCAGGAGGGGGAGGAGUGGCGGCAGCCCAAGUGGCGUCAGUGCCGUCCUUGCCUGCUGUAGGACCCAGAGCUGGGGCAGUCAUGGGCACAAUCCUUGGCCUGGCAGCGUUAGCAAGUAGCUUGAUGUGGGCCUUCUACAAAUGUAAGCCUGGCUGGUGCACUUUCCUCAAGCCCCCGCAGCCCACCAACCUGAACAUCUCAGCCCCCAGUAGCACCAGCAACAUGGCAGCUGUAAGAGCUGCAACAGGUGGAGCUGGUGUGGGAGCUGGAGCAGGAUCUGGUGCAGGUGCUGGAGGUGCUGACAUGACAGAUGCUGUUGUCACAGGUUACUCUAAGAGCGCCACAGGUCAAGGUUUUGGUGCCGGAGGCUCUAGCUCUUAUCUAUACACACAACAAAGUAGCACCAGUGCCCACCAACGCAGUGAUAGUUACGAUUCUGCAACUCUGCGCGCCACGGGUACAUUUUCAAAUAAAGGAACAGCAAUUGGCACCCCACGGAUGGGUAGACACCAGAUGGCCUCAACUUCUGGAGCCAGCGCCUACUCUGAGAGUAGUGCCGCAGCCAUCACGCCUGCUUCACUGCAGUCCUACCACAUAGAAGGAGGCAACAGUACAGCAGACUAUGACCUUGCUACAGGUGUACACUCCAACUAUCAGAGCAACACUCUAAGUGCAGGUGGAGUAGGGGCAGGCUACUCUACUUCCACCAUGUCCUCCAACUAUAACUUCUCCAUGAAGACCAUCCGCAAUGUAGGAGGGCAGCAGGCUAUGAUGGGCUAUGCAGCAGGAAGUAUGUCCAAUGUCAUUGUGACCCCAGGUGCCAUGGGUGAAGAGGUCAGGGUCGACUGUUGCCUGAUGACAGCUGAUGGUCACAGUGUGGUCACUGGGUCCAGCUUAGGUCCCCCUCAAGUCUGGAACAUGAAUACAGGAGAGCUCCUUCGCAUCAUGCAAGGUGAAACAGUGGGCUCCACCAAUCUCCAUUUAGUUUGCAAUGACAGGCUUUUAGUUGGUGCAAUCAAUGCCGACCUAGAAAUCAAUCAAUACUCAACACCUAAAGGUGUACACAACUAUCAGUUCCAGAUCUGGGACUUUGCAUCAGGUCGACCUUUAGACAUGGCCAUGCAGGAGACCUGCUCGGCCCUGACAGUUCUCAGCGACAACGACAAAGUGGUGUUUGGCCGCUCGGACAAGUUUGGUGGGGGAACCAACAUAAUUGUGUGGGAUUUGAUGGGCAACCAGGCCAUCAAGGAGAUGAGAUACGACGCCCCUGUAGGAAACAAUGACUACAUUAGCUAUAUCAGCUUAUCACAGAAUGACAGGUACGUGGUCGCAGGUUUCAACAACACCUUUGAUAACUUUGCCGAGUUUGUCAUCUUCGACAUGACCUUGACAUCCUACAACAUUUCCGACCCCAACAUUCUGCGACUGGACGCCGCCCCUGAGUGCACGGCCAUCCUCCCCCACGACGAGGCUGUCACAGGACUUAGGAAUGGUGACCUGGUCGUAUGGAGCCUUAAGACAGGUCAACCAAAUCGUCAGCUGUUUUCAAACACAGGCAAACACGCCCACUCCAGGGAGGUCAAGGCUGUGUCAAGGUCACAGGACAACAAGUUUUUGGUGUCUGCCUCCACAGAUGGCACCCUGAAGGUGUGGGACCUGGAGACUGAGAGACACAUCUGUACCAUGUCAGGACACAAUGAUGAGGUCUGGUGCGCUUGCAUUUCUUCUGACAAUGAAAUCGUGGUCUCUGGCUCUAGAGAUGGAACCAUCCGCCUGUGGCGCCUGAAGAAUGGGCAGGAGAUCUGCGCCUUCAAUGCUGGCGUGGAUGUGUUCUACAUCACCAUGAGCCAAGACAAGGGCACCAUCGUUGCCCUGGGAGACAAGUUUGGUGCCAGGAAACUCAUUAUGCUGCAGGUGGUGCGCUCUAAGGUCAAGCGCCAAGUGCUAGCUUAGUUAAAGGGGAGAGAACUUAUGUCCAACUAGAAUAAUCAAAUAAUUUUUUUAAAGUGUUAUCGCUUCAACACCAGGAAAAAAUUACAAUUUCUAAACAAAAAAGCCCUUUACAAAAUAUUUUUUUACAAUCAUUGUAAAAUCUUUAAAUUUAGGCACAUUUUGUACAUUUAGAUUUUUUUUUUUAAAUUACUGUAGGGCAUUCGAAAUUACUUAUAUUUUUACAUUUACUGUAAGCUCCUUAAAAAUUUCAAAAUAAUAUAAUUUUAAAAAUAAUGUAAUUUGUAAUAUAAUAUAAUGAAUUGAUAGAAUAAGCAUGAUACAGUGAUAACACAAUAUAUAGAUAUAAUUUCCAUGUGUGUAUAGUGAAGAGCAGUGAAAGCUUCUUGCAACUGACUUGAUGCUAUGCUGUAUUUAAUGGCAUCACUUACUCUAAGGAUGCUUGGAUGAAAGAGUUAUUGUUAUUUAUUGUACUGGUUCUGUUUAUCAUUCUCAUUAAUAUCAGGGUGGAAAUAAUUAUUUUAAAACUGUGAUUGAGGAAUUAUAUUUAAAAAAAAAAUUUUAACAUGAUUUCAACCAAAUAUCACACAAUAUCAAAUUGGUUUUAUUUUUGAAAAAUAAAAGUUUUUUUGUUUUUUUUUAUAAUUGACAAAAAUAAAAUUUCAUUCUAGUCUGAAUUUCCCUGGUGUCUUCAUAAUUCUCAUUUUACCAUGUCAUUUUUUGUUUCAAUUUGGAUGUUAUAAAAGAAGUGAAAGAAAUUGUAACUCUUUUGUGUAUUUGAACAUGUUUUUCUCACUCAUAUUGGUGCUACUACUUUUAACUUGUUGUCUAGGAGUUUGUAUGUAUUUUUUUUCUGUUUCAAAACAUUUCUUAGUACUAAUAAACAUAUACAACAGUGUACAUAUAUAUCCAUUGUUUUGUAACUUGUGUAGUCAGUGAUUCUGUUUUAGCUUAAGGGUCAUGGUAUGUAGCAGAGCUAUUGUUUAAAUUAAUUCUGUGAGUGGUUAUGGAAGAGACAGAUCUGUGUUGUUUUAUAAACCAUUAAGAUAAAUGGGUAAGUUAUACAGACUUAGCUAAUGUUCUGUAAACAAAAAACAGGAUAAUUUUGAUUUAAAAUUAAAUUUGUUAUCAGUAAUGUAAGUUGUAUACAUUUUAACCAUACAAAACCACAUAAUUGAAGUCCAAAUAGUUUGUUUAAUAUAAUUAAAAUGUCUCUUAUGAUGUGUCUCUAUGCAUUUUAGAUAUAUUUUAUAUGGCUUACAUAUAUACACAAUUGUACAAACUGUAAUAUGCAAUUAUAUUAAAUAUUGUUUUACUUUUAAACUGGUUCAAUAGCUAUUUAUUACAAACAUUUUUUUUUAAUAAAGUUCAUUGUCGUUCAUUAUUAUUGAAACUUAAAAUAAAAACAAGGAUAAAUCAUCCGAUUAAAAGGUGAUAUUUUUAUAUAAAUUUGGAACUGAAUUGUAUUAGAAACUCAUUUAACUAAGGAUAUCUUCCUAUAUUAUUUGAAACUUCUAAAAUUGUUAAACAACUUUCUAUAAAAGAAUGUAUGGACAAAGAAUCUCAUCCAAACUAAAUGAAUUGAAAUGUUUUUAUUUUUAAAGUAGAGAUUUUUUUUUUUCCAAUGACUUGUCAUGGAGUGUAAUGUUUAUACUGCUUCUGUAUGAAUAAAGUGCCUGAUGUUUCUCUA
Physella acuta is the source of this 7031-nucleotide messenger RNA. RefSeq lists its product as uncharacterized. The record is from RefSeq and is a predicted model, not a curated record. Lineage: Eukaryota; Metazoa; Mollusca; Gastropoda; Physidae. Gene Ontology annotation, molecular function: protein binding.